This is a messenger RNA of Gossypium arboreum, 1202 nucleotides long. RefSeq names its product GDSL esterase/lipase At5g03610-like. The coding region runs from base 1 to 1098 and encodes 365 amino acids. Lineage: Eukaryota; Viridiplantae; Streptophyta; Magnoliopsida; Malvales; Malvaceae. The record is from RefSeq and is a predicted model, not a curated record. The transcript is spliced from 5 exons. Gene Ontology annotation, molecular function: hydrolase activity, acting on ester bonds.
AUGGACACUCAAAACUCUCUCUUCUCACUCUUUUGUUUCUUCCUAGUUUGUUUUUUCAUUGUAGAUGAACAAGUUGUUGUUGAAGGUAGGAGGUUGCCUUGGACAUCAUCACCCUUUGGUUUUAGACCAAAAAUGUUGUUUGUGUUCGGAUAUUCCUAUGCUGAUACGGGGAACACUAAGAUAGCAGAGACAAGAUCUUGGAAAUUCCCUUACGGAAAUACAUUUCCCGGGAAACCUUCUGGUCGUUUCUCCGAUGGUUUUGUUUCCACUGAUUACAUUGCGGGGUACUUGGGAAUGAAGACACCGAUACCGUACAGAUGGAGGGAACAACUGAGUGAGCGAGUGAAGGAUGGAUUGAACAUUGCUUAUGGAGGUACAGGUGUGUUCGACACGAUGGUUGCGGAGCCAAAUAUGACCACCCAAAUCGAUUUCCUACAACAGCUUCUCCACGACUCAGUCUACACUAAAAGGAAUUUGAAAACUUCAGUCGCAUUUGUCAGUGUUGCAGGCAACGACUACGCCACUUACAAUGCCAAAAACGGCUCUGCACAGGAUUUUCCGGCCUUCAUGGAAAGCCUCGUGAACCAACUUAUGGUGAAUUUAAAACGCAUCCAUGACAUGGGAGUGAGGAAAAUAGGCAUUACCUCACUGCUACCAUUGGGUUGCCUCCCUAGAAACACUGCCCCAUUCUCCUUUCAACACUGCGACGAUACUUACAACGCCCUCGUUGCCCUUCAUAACCAGCUCUUGUCUCAAGUUGUCAACACCUUGAACCAACAAACCAAUACCUCCAAUAACCCCUCAUUCUUUAUUCUUGAUCUUUAUAAUGCCUUUUGGACAGUUUUCAAUCGGAAUGAAACUUAUGAAGGAAAUGAUCCAACAUUUGAGAAGCCAUUUGAGCCAUGUUGUUUUGGAGUAAGUGGAGGAUUUAAAUGUGGAAAUGUAGAUGAAAAUGGGGAAAAUAAGUACACACUUUGCUCAGACCCUAUAUCCAAAUUCUUUUGGGAUGGAGUUCACCCUACAGAACAGGGAUGGUACGUUGUAUACAAAACUCCUGCAUUUCAAAACAGUCUCAAGCAAUUUUAUGGUUUGACUUAGGGACUUUGCAAUGUUUACUUUUGCUUUUGGUAUCUCUUGAGAUCCCUUUUGUAAUGAUCUCUUGGUUCAAUCAGUUGUAUGAAAGCUCUUCACUGUUAUUACCA